Messenger RNA from Liolophura sinensis, 9679 nucleotides. RefSeq lists its product as uncharacterized. The transcript is spliced from 7 exons. The coding region runs from base 530 to 7345 and encodes 2271 amino acids. Gene Ontology annotation, molecular function: DNA binding; chromatin binding. The record is from RefSeq and is a predicted model, not a curated record. Lineage: Eukaryota; Metazoa; Mollusca; Polyplacophora; Chitonida; Chitonidae. Gene Ontology annotation, cellular component: chromocenter; nucleus.
AAUUAUUACAUUUUAAUAUUAUCGUCGGAAUGUAUCUUGUUUUUGCACUAGACACGUAGAAACAGCGCCAUUUUAUUUCUAUAUGUAUUCAAGGUGAAUGCCAUUCUUCAAAGUUUGUCUUAAAACCAUCUUCUUUCCCUAAAAUGCUGAAGUUUUUACCGGUUAUGUGCGGGAAUGUCCAAAGAUUUGGCCUGUCUGGAUCUCAGCGUCUUGUGGAUACCAACACAACUGAGGAUGGAUUCUAACCAAAAUAGAAUAGCAUCCCCCACUACCUGUGUGCCCUGUCAGCUGUACACCUGAUAUUGUGUUACAACUCUUGAAUAAAUAUGUAACUGUUUGAAAGGAUUGUGGAGUAUGAGGAAGAUUGAUCAGUUACACCAUUUAAUUUUGUUUGCUUCAAUGGAUUAUGAAAAAUGACUUAGCACUGUGCAAAUGUGGGUGAACAUUACUGACUUUCCAACAUGGAAGUAUCUCAAGAAGAAGAUACUACCUCCCUGAUACGAAUAGUUCAGGAGACAAAGAAAAGAAAAUGAACCCAAACCUGAGACAUCAGGUCCAUUAUGGCACCUUGCAGGUGCAUGGAAAUGCUGCUGCAACCAUGAACAACAACCUGCAAUAUGGGAAUGCCCAGUCAGCCACCUUCUUCCCAACCAACAUGUCUGGAGGAAAAGUGUACAACCAGCAGGCCAGUGUGAUGGUCAACAACCAGGGCUUUGUGGCAAUGAACAUGGAUGGGUUUGAUGGUGGACAAGGUCAAAGAAUUGUAGGCAUGCAGGGCACUAUGGCUGCCCAGAUGCAAGGUGCCAUCUCUAUGACGGCCAACAUUUCCCCUCAGUUCAACAGCCCUGGAGGCCACAACUUUAAUAUGGCUAAUGCCACCAUGAUGCCAGGAUCUAUGAUGCCCGCACCAGGAAACAUAAUGCAAACAUCUCCAGGUAACAUAAUGCAGGCUCCUGCUAACAUGAUGCAGGCACCUGGAAGUGUUAUGCAGGCAUCUGGCAACAUGGUGCAAGGACCGGGGAACAUGAUGCAUUUCUAUAAAGGAAUGAAUUCUGGAAUGAUCAAUUCACCAAAUGGUUUGCCUGGAAUGAAUUUUAGUCCCCAGUCCUCAAAUGUUCUGCCAAGCUUCAAUCAGCUGUUUGGGAACCCAAGUCCACAGUUCCAGGCACCCAAUCAGCAACAAGUGCAUCAAGGUGGUGUGAUGAAUGCUGGGAAUUCUGGAGGGUUUGAUAACUUUGUCCAGAAUGUUGUUGUUAAUGGUCCAGCUCAACACAUUCAUCAGAUGCAACCUCAACAACAACAGCAGCAGCAGCAACACUCAGUUGGAACAUUUGUUAAUAUUGGCUAUAAUCAAAGACAAAACUUGAACACAAACACUGUGAAUGCUAGCCAAUUUACAUGUAUGCCAUACAAGCAGGGGGACAAUGUGUACAUGAUGACAACUCCUAACCUCAAUAAUAAGUUCAGUACAAGUAUGCCGAUAGGAACAGUUGGGCGACCGGACUGUAGGUUUUCUGGGCCAGGUGUAGGGACGAAUUCUGGUAACAUUAACUUGCUGGGAUGUCAGACGUCAAACUUGGCUGAGCAUGCUCACCUGAGGCCAGUAUCACAAUCCGCAGCCAUGGUGACCACCACAGUCUACUCUCAUGCAAGCGUCACAUGUAGUACAGCUGUCAGUGGCCAGCAUGGUCAAUGCAUAAUGCAAAGGCCAGUACAGUCUAACUGUGGGCAUAAUCACCAUCCAUCAGAGCGGACUUCUCAGUGUGCUGUGGUGUCCAGGCCUUCAUCGAGUUUUUGUAACAAUGUACAGACAUCAAUGUCUCAAUGCAGGACUAACUUUUCACCUGGAACUAGUAAGCCAGUAACCACGACAACAGUUUCUUUGGGAAGUGUGGCAUCUCCAGUUAGUGCUGACUCUGGUGUAGUUGCCUCCACUACUUCCAGCCCGAUGACGGACAUUGCCAGCCCUACAACCACAGCUACCCCUACCAUCACCAGUACAACCGUCUCUUCACAACCACCUGUUAGCUCCACAGUUACUGUCCCCUUUGGCUGGAAGAGGGUGGUUGAAGGCGAGGCUGUGGUAUAUUAUAGCCCAAGUGAUACCCGGCUGCUGUCUGGAGACUGUGUGAGAAAAUACCUGCAGUCAGAUGGCACCUGCAAAUGUGGUUUGGAAUGCCCACUUAUGGUCGACAAAGUCUUCAAUUUUGACACACACAUUAAAUCGAAAGCUUGGACUGUGGCAGAGGUUUCCUGUAAUGAUGACCUUACCAAGUUCUGCAACCACAAACGGAAAAUAAUAGCCUUAGCCACACUGCAGAACAGUCAGUCAAUGCAGGUACCCAUAAGUUGUCAAGAGGAGAAAGACACUGGUAAUGACAAAGAAGAAACGGCAAACCAGGGUUCAACUCCAGUAGUGUCAUCUCCUUCCAAACCAGCUAAAAAAGAAGGCAAAUCCAAGAAAAAAAAAGGAAACAAAAACAAGGGUGGUUCAGGGCCAUACGAUGGAGUUUUGGUGUCACAGCUUCUUGCACAGCGGGAUAAGAACAGAGCAUCAGCCACUCGCAGCUCACUUCACGUACCUCUUUCCAAGGAAUUGAGUUCGUUGAUUGAUGCUGCCUUGGGCAAUACAGACAGUCAGAAUUCCUCAAAACAGUCUGAGGCCAAAGGAAAUUCUAAAGAUGGAGAUUUGGCCAAAGUGAAAUGUGAGACACCCUCAAGCCCAAAUACUAUACUUAGACCCAGUUCUGGUCAACAGACUUUGUCCCUACCUGCUUUAAAACAAGCCAUGAAUCGCUCAAAUACACCAAAGCAGAAGGAAAAGAGAGACCCGAUGGAUGACUUGGGACCCAUUACGUGUCAUGUACCUGGGAAGCUGGAUUUCAGCCUCACCAGACCUCCUCCAAACUGUCAGCAUCUGUUCAGUCGCUCACCAAACAUGAUGUCACCAGCACUUCCUAAUAAUCCUUGCUUACCCUCAAAUCCAAGUCAUAAUAAUCCGCUUAGCAUUCAGACCACUUUUGGACCUGAACAUUUUAAGAACCAGCGCAUUUUCUUACAGUCUCCUCCUUGCAAUACAGGCUCAAGUGCACCAUGUGAUGUACCAAUGCAAGUGCCAAACUAUGGUAUUGGUGAUCAGAUGGCUACAGGGUUUGGUGUAGAUCGUGGAAAUAUCAUGAUGCAGCCUGUACAUCAGUUGCAGGAUUCCAUGUUGAAUGUUCCAAAUCCCGCUGUUCAAAGAUUCCCUAACCCUGCAUUCAAUCAAAACGCACAACAAGGCAAUCCAUACCAUUGUGCACCUCCUCAGCAUGCCUACAUGCCUCUUAAUAAUCUGCGUAAUAAUCUUGGUGCACCCUGGCUAGAUCAAAGCAAACCUAAACCAAAACGCAUACGCCCUAAAGCAAAGAAAAAUGAGCGAAGGAAAUUCAGAGAAAGCACUUCACCAUGUCCAAAUAUUGAUGUUAGAAAUAUGAAUAUGCCACAAGAGAGCGUGAUGGGUAAACAGGCAACCCAAGUGACUAUGGCUUCGUUCAUGGACAACCCAACUGCUUUCCUGGCUCAGCAAACUGCCCUUGUGCAUAAUUCAAUAGCUUCUAGUUCUCAGGGUGUUCAAGCAGCUUCAAGAGGGUUGGUAGACUGUAUUAACAAAAGUGCUUUAUCUAGUCCACCAUUGUCAGCUUCACGGGGAGAGGCAGGAGAACAUGGCUCUGUCGGGGACAGUCUAAAGCAGGAAUCAAAUUUCGACCUGACGCUGAAAACAGCCACAGAAGAGUCACAAGCCUUUUGUAAAUCAGAAUCUACCCCAUGUUCUCCAAAUGGCAGCCCUGUAGCAGGCUCCAGAAGUCCUGUGACAAACACGUGCACAUCAGUCCCACCAUGCUCAGGCAAUAAUAUCAAAAGUGAUGUUGUGGCAGAGGAUAAUGUUCCAUCCACAGAAACAGAAUCUAGCAAUCCCGAAUCGUGUCCCAAAACUCAGACUUCAUCAGUACCUUCUGAGGAGCCUAUCAAGAAGUCACCUAAACUGGAGUCCCAACCAGAGCCAGCUAAGAGAUUAGUGAAAGAUGUACAUGAUGCUAAAAAUUCAGGUUCUGCUGCAGCUGAGAACUUACCUAAACCAAAGAAAUCCCAAACACCAGUCAGUGAGGUAGAAAGCCCAGGCAAACAGGACAAAGGAAAGUCAAAAACUUGUUUGAAAAUCAGAGAACCUAACAGCAUAAAGCAAGCCUUGAAAAAGUCUUCUAGUAGUUUUCCAGCAAGCACACUUUUGUCCGCAGCAGCAAGGGCACAGCUUGCUAGCCAGAUCCAAACACAAGUUAAUAGCAAAGUAUACCAGAAGUCCAGCACUGCCAACACAAGCUUUUCCUCGUCUGUGUCUCCUAUAAGCAGUGCGCCCCUGAAUGCUCAGUGUAACACUGGAAGACCUGCCAAUUCAGUGUCGUAUGUCAACUCCAAGCAGACGUUUGACAACUCUGGAUUUAACAUGUUGCACAAUUCAAAUUUGUCACCAAUGAUAUCUCAGACCUGCUUACCAGGAGGUUGUAGUAAACCGUUAAAUGGGCUAAGUGGAAUACUCGGGGGAAUGAGCCCUGCAUAUUCUCAUUUCCCUGCAGAAGAUGGUAAAGAGCAGUCUCAUAUUCAGAUGGUUCAAAAUGUUGUUGCCUCCAUUGAUGGUAAAUCGGACACAUUCAAAACCAACAAUGUAACCCCAGGUAUGACUGCAAUGCUCCCAGAUGGUGUCUGUGCCAACAAAGACAAAGAACUUAAUCCACUGGUGUAUGAUGUCAACUAUGAAAUGAACAAGCUUGGAGGAACUCUUCAAGAUCCAGGAAAUAAGGCAGCUCUACAACAUGCAAUCAAUCAGGCAUUUCUGCAGCAAGGCAUCACCAAUCUUGGUGCCUCACCCUUAGGUGGCCAAGUUCCUCUUAUGGGCGUCAAUUCAACAAUGUCAAACGGACAACUUUCAGUCCCAGUUGUGACAACCUUGGCACCCUCCAACAAUCUGUCUCAGAUGAUUCCUGCCAUGGGAUUAACUCAACCCGUAAUUGCUCAGCAGCCUUUAAUGCAACUUAUUAGCACUUUGAAUUUGAAUAAUCCUAUGCUUUUGUCCACACCCUCAGUCAACUCCCCGAACCAGACGACUUUAUCAACACCACAGAUGCUUGGGGUGUCUGUGCCAAGAUCCCAAAGCUCAAUGACCUCUGCUCCUUCAAUGGAGAGCAAUCUAGACACAUUGGCUCAGGCAGCAGUCUCAGUCUGUAAUAACAACAUGGCUGUACAAAACUGCAGUCCAGGCCAAACUUCCCAAGAUCCUAAUUAUGUGGCUAACAGCCUCAAAGGUAGUGCUGAUGUAAAGGUCUCUCCGAACUCAGUUGUUGAUGGAAUGGGUCAGACCUCUGCUGCAUCUCCUGCUCAGGUGGUCCUGCUUCCUCAAAUGCAGAUGCCUUUGGUACAGAUGAUGGGAUCCAAUCAAAUGCAAAUCAACUCCAGCUGUAUGGAAAAGAGUAAUAUAAACAAUAUUAACCUAAAUCUUAAUAUGACCCAAAUGGUUGUUCCUGGACAAGCACCAUCUCCACAAAAUCUUGGAAUGUUUUCUCCUCCUCUUGCCAAUAAUACACUGAAUCUGUUCAAUUUGCAGCAAAUGAUGAAUCUGUGUUCAACCACCAAUGUGACAGCAGCCCAGCUACAGCAGCUUCAGUGUCUGCAGUUGCAGCAGCAGCUUCUACAACAGGUGCAAUAUAUGCAGUCGCUUAUCAACCAGCUCGGCCUCCAAGGUGUGGUGAAUAAUAGUGUGGCAUCCGAUGUGCAGCAAGAUAAGACAGUUCAGCAAGAAGAGGAGCCCUCUGCAGUUGUGCCUGAAGAUGGGGGUUUGCAGGCUGGUGAGGAAUUCAAGGAAACCGAAGAAGAGGAGUAUGUGGGGCAAGAAACUAAAAGCACUGAAGGACAUGAAGAAUCGAGUGUCCAAACUGAUCAGGAUGUUGAAGACGUAGAGGAAGGCGAUGAAGGAUGUGUUUCCAAAGAAAUAGCGGAUACCUCAGCUGAAAAUUUGUCGAGUAAGCCUGAUAGUUUGCCUUUGUCCAUCAAAGAGGAAUCGAGAGUAAAAGAUACUGGAGAAUUAUCUCAUGUUAAUGGAAAUACUUCAGGUGAUAGUGAAGAUGUUACUAAAGCCUCAUGUUAUGAAAAUGUAUCGGAAGCUAAGGCAGAAACACCUCAUCAGUCUGAGGUAAACUCUGGAUCGUUUCACUCGGAAUUAUCACAGAAUGAUCUGUCAGACAAGAGUGAACAUCUGCCAGAUGAUAUCAGCAAAGCUGAGAACAACGAGACAGAGAUGGCAGAAAAAAUGCCAGAAGUGAAUUUGGAUAGUUCUGAGGAGAGUGUAGUUAAGCAGAGUCCUGUUAGGGAGACUUCUUCAGAAGAUGUUCCUGUGGUUGAGCAGACACACAUAACUGUCCCCAAAGGUACAGAUGAAAAGAAGCCAGAGUCAAAUCACAUUGACCACACCUAUGAUGGAGAAAGUUUUGAAAUUGAUAGGACACUACAAUGUCAACAGAAGGAUACAGAUAGAACAAAGCAGACUAUCAAUGCACUGGAAUCUUUGUCACCCACACAUUUAAGUAUUACAAAUUCUGAGUCUCUUGAAAUCCAUGAUGAGAAUGAACAUGAUGACGGCAGGCUAACUAGCAGCGAGACUGACUCCCUGUGUGAUGAUCAGGGACUAGAAGUGUGUGAUGGGCCGACGGCUGGGAAAACCUUCAGGAGGAACACCAAUGGACCUGUCCAUGGUGAAGACUAUCGCAUGGAAGACACCUCAUCACAUGAUGGUCUCAGCAGUUCAGAAGAUGAGAAGAUAGAUGAAAUUUUUGCCAAUCAUCACCAUCGAGGAUUAAAGCGGAUCUAUGAUGACUACAAUGAUAGUGCAAUUGAUGAUGAUGACUCGCUAGAUUUUGGUGACAAGACAAUGGGUGUAUUUCCUCGUAACUUCAACGUUGGGGACUUGGUUUGGGGACAGAUCAGGGGAUUUCCUUCCUGGCCAGGUAAACUGGUAGAUGAGAACCAAGUGAAGGGGAACCCCAAGACUGAGGAUGGCAAGCUCUGGGUGAAGUGGUUUGGGGAUCACACAUGUACUCAGGUGGAACCUGACAAGCUGAAGACUCUGUCUGAAGGACUGGAAGCUCAUCAUAGGGCAAGGAAAAAGUUUAGGAAAGGCCGAAAAAUGAAUUCCAACUUGGAAUCUGCCAUACAAGAAGCCAUGAUGGAGCUGGAUCGUCCAACUGAGAAUUUGGAGCCUCCAGUUCAGGCCAAUCGCUAUGUCAAAGGCCGUGUUGUGAAGAAACGUCGCACCCGGUGACGGUGGCUUCAUGCUGCCGAGACAGCACUUACCUCUCUGCGGGGCUCACCCCCGAAAACCCUCACAGAUGUCAACAUGAAGAGAGUUUAAUCACAUAUUUGGCUGAGGUUAAUACCUAUUUUUGCAUACAUGUAACAACACAUUGUUCACUGUUCCAUCCCACAUGUUCUGUCGUAAUGUCCUGGCCCUAUCAUUAGUAGAACAGUGUAUGUGUGUUAUUGUAGUGCUAUGUGAAGCAUGAUCCCGUCCUCCUCAUGCAGCAUUAGGCUGUGCACCACGGGGCGCGAUCAUUUGACUGAUGUACACAGUAUGACUAAAAAUUAAAAUUUUGUUCAUUGGAUUUAUUGUAUUGAAAUAUGACAUUUAAUUCUACACCAAUCAAGAAUAUAAACCAAGUUUAAAAUACGUUUGUCAAGAGUUUUGAAAAAAAAAAGUUGUAUUUGUUUUAAAGUGGAAAUUGUUUUAUUUUUCUUCUAAAGAAAGAAGCAUCUUACUACUUUACUAUUCUACUUUUUCUGCUGGUCAGAUUCUUGUUUUACUAAGAAUUAAGCUUCUCCUGUGUAAAGGUUAUUCAGGUCAAAUUUUUCAGCAUAAUAUAUACCACAAAAGCUUCAAUGCUCUCUCAUGACAAUGUAACUGUUACAGACUUUGCAUUUAGUUGUCCCACAGACAAUUUGUAGAAGAUUAGUAGAGUGUAUCAAACUCAGGAAAUGGUGACAAACUAUGGGAGUCUGCUGGAAACACUUUGAGGAGUGUUACCGAAGUAGACUUUGACACCCUCACCUAAGACAUCAAUGUUCAGGGGACCGCAGUGAUACCCUUCUCUCUAUCAAUACCUUGUACCUGUAUGAAACUAUGUUUGUGAUGGAUUCUUUGGUUCCAACUGUGAUAUAAAAAUGUACAGUAUACCAUGUGUUUUAUUAAUUCUGUAACAUAGGAGAAAGUUUAUAGUGUCUCUUUUUCAUGUGUCAUUGUUGCCCAGCAAUAAUUAGGAGUACAGUAGUCCUCUGAUGAUUGGAUUGUGUUUAUUGCAAUGCCACGUGCCAUAUUGACUUGAUAACUUCGUGGCGGUGUUCACCCAGGUGUGGGUUGAUCCACUUGUAUUCUAUACAGCACAAUUUUGUAUUAUCUUUAUCACCUCCGCCCUUUUGUUAUUUUAUGAAGAGAUUUUGUGUUUGAGCAUUCUUUGAGUUAAUUUUUUUUUUCCAAAAGUUUUCAUUUUAAAUGUGGCAGUGUGUUGUUAAAGAAUAUAGAGUCAGAUUUUGAUUUCUAAGGAUUUUACAAUAGUGGGGAAUUAGAAUGAGCUUUUUUCUUUGCUUACAAAAGUGGUAUUAUUCUUACAGGUUAUCCUGUAUUGGAGAGUUUUAGUGUUAUUUAGUCUUUAUGCUUGUUGAUGUUUAUUGCACAUCUGGUCAAAACGUCCCAGAAUUUAGUGUUGUGACUUUUGUUCUGGCAAUUAUUGGCCAAAAUAGCCUAUUUGAAUUGUAGCAGUUCAGUAGAUUUCUACGGACAUUUUUUUUUUUUUGUUAGGAAGCUACUUGAUUACACUUUCUAGGAGCAUUAUAUCCAGUGAUUGUCGUAUUUUUCAAUCAAUGAUAUUUGGAAGUCUUUUUGUUUUUUUUUUUUCUCAGUCCAUAUUUACUUAUAUGGAUUUAUAUAGUAUAUAAAAGUGAGUGGGUCUGUUGUGUUGCAAUGGCUUGGUCUACUCCAGUCACAAGCUUAUGUAUGUACAUAGCUACCACAUGGCCAACGGCAAACCUAUAAUAUAAUACUACUAAAUGUUAUAUCUUUGUGCUAAAAGCACCGUGGUAAUUUGAUUUUGAAGUUUAAGACAGAUGUUUUGAAUAAUUAACAAUAUAUCUGUACAUACAUGUAUAUAGAUAUCUCUACCUUACAUGUAUGUAUUAUAUGUGUACAUGUGCUAAUCUGUGGAGAGGGGCUGUACAGUACAUACAGGUAGCCUCUCCACGUAUUAUGUUGUGCUUUGAGAGCAGCAUUGUUAGUGCUAGGAGAGAUUCCUGCGACUGUGUCUCUACAGGAUGAAGAUGUUGUGUCGCACUCUGGGAGAUAGUGUACUAACAGUUCUUAUGUAGGCCAUUACUAGCGCGGAGGUAUAUGCCUGUGCAGGUAACACAAAGAGACUGUUAAACCUGUAUUCAUUAAAUAGGUCAGUGUUAAUGCCACAGUAUCAAGCUCAGACCUUUCUGUUUGAUAAGCUGUCCUAAAGCAAUGAACUUUUGUUACACAUUUCUACCCAGCUACUUCAAUUUACACCCAUGUGGAAAGUAGUACAUCAUCCCAAAUAUAAUUAAUAAACAUCUUUAUGCAUUACUA